This is a messenger RNA of Conger conger (European conger), 2723 nucleotides long. It is a transcript of the gene iba57, whose product is annotated as iron-sulfur cluster assembly factor IBA57. Bases 519 to 1448 code for a protein of 309 amino acids. The record is from RefSeq and is a predicted model, not a curated record. The transcript is spliced from 3 exons. Gene Ontology annotation, molecular function: protein binding. Gene Ontology annotation, cellular component: mitochondrial matrix. Lineage: Eukaryota; Metazoa; Chordata; Actinopteri; Anguilliformes; Congridae.
UUACGUUAUAGCCUCAACACACUUUUGAAAGAACCAUGUGCCUUAGCCACUAAGAAUAGAGCAGAUAUUUUUUGUUCAAAUAAAUCAUGUUAUUGCUUAAGAUUGCAUUUACAUCUGUCUCACUAUUAAAUUACUAUUUAAUGUUUACAAACCAUUGUUUUGUACCUGCACACCUUUGAAUAUUUGAGUCAGAUUUAGAGUGCAGUAUUAGAUCACACAGUUUCAUAAUGUACAUAAAUAAAUUUGGUAUUCAUGAUUAAUCGGAAUCAACCAAGGAACCAUUUUUUGAAUAAAAAAGGUACCCCCACCAAAAAUAAAUAAGUAAAUAAAUAAAAAUGAUGGGAGUGUAUGGGAAUUUGAUGUGGGUGAGAGCCUGAUGACUACUUUGAUGACUGAGGGGAGCACACAAAUAACAAAGGACAGAGAAACACCCCGUCGGUCAAUUUAACACAAAAGUUAUCUUAAAUCACUCGUACUAGCAAUUUAAGAACAAUUAUGUUCAUACGAGUGGUUCUUGUAUGAGGCCUAUUGUCAGGCUGGACAAUCUACCUAUAGCCAAUUCUCAGCUUUCUAGCAGAGACAACAAGAUUCUCUGUCAAAAUGUCCUGGUACAUUGUGCCUUUGAUCUUAAUUACAGCUCUUGGACCACUGGCAGCAAAACAUCUCCCAAACAUCAAAGACCCACCUCCAUAUUUGACAGUAGUUUGAAAGCAGAGCAGGAGGGAGAGACCAGACUUUUACUGGAGUGUGACAGCUCAGUGCAGGACGCCCUUCAGAGGCACAUGAAGAUGUACAAGAUUCGCAGAAAGGUGACCAUCAGCCCUUGUGCGGACCUUUCUCUGUGGGCCGUGGUUCCCCGGGACAGAGAGGGGGGCGGGGGGGACGAGCGGCCUGAGCUCACAGCUCCAGAGAAAGCGCUGGUCUGGGAGCUGGACCCGAGAACCAAAACCAUGGGCUGGAGGCUGGUGACGGACAAACUGCUCAACCCUCUUGAGCUGAUGGGAGACAUCCAGCAGGGGGAGACGGAACAUUACCACAGGCAUCGCUACAACAUAGGACUGCCCGAGGGGGUGAAGGAUCUGCCUCCGGGCGUGGCCCUGCCCCUGGAGUCCAACCUGGUCUACAUGCAGGGGAUCAGCUUCUCCAAGGGCUGCUACAUCGGCCAGGAGCUGACGGCCAGGACCCACCACACGGGCGUGGUGCGGAAGCGGCUCAUGCCUGUGCGCCUCUCGCCCCCGGCCCAGGUCUCUGCAGAGGGGGCGGACCUGUGCACGGAGUCGGGCAAGCCGGCGGGGAAGCACCGGGCGGACGUGGGAGAGGUGGGCCUGAGUUUGGUGCGGCUAGCGCAGGCCAGAGAGACACUACUGCUGAAGCCCUCCCCGGACACCACCCUCACUGUGAAAGCCUGGGCGCCGGACUGGUGGCCUAAAGACCCCAAAGCCAAAUGAGCAAUGGCGCCGACCCGCCUGUCAUGAUACCACCUUUCUUUGAUCUUUUAGGAUGCAAGACUUUUCUGAAUUGGUCUUGGGUGUUUAUUCACUAGCUUAUUUAAAAAAAACUUGUUUUUGUAUAAUGAAAAAAUAUCCAGCUUGUCAGCUUAUUGUUUGAGUGAGUUAAUUCAUUUGUGAUUGCUGGACAUUUCAGUAUCGUAAUGGUCCAUUGUUAUGUGAACUAUGAAAAUUAUCCAUUUGAAUUAAGCUUUCUUAAUGGAAACGCAUGUGUGGUGCUUUACAUUACAUUAAAUUCUGCAUUACAUUUUAGGAACCUGCCCUGUUAAAGCACUUACAUGUUACUGUGACAAAUGUAAAGACUGUUUGAGCAGAUAUCAGCUUCCUUGGACAACAGUCCAUAACUUCUAGCAAAUGUCUGAACAUGCGUUAACUACUGUCUGUGUAAAACAAUAUGGCAACACUGAAUUAAUUGUGCUAACUAAUAAUGUGCUAUUGAUAAAGCAGCCGAUUUGCUAUCAAAACUAAAUGAUUGCUUUAAAGGAAAACACCAACACUUUGGGAAAUUUCUGACUUGCCCAGACUUAGACGAGAUGUUCGAUUUCAUUUUUGUGUAUUCACUGGCUCAAUUUCCAUGUUAGCAUAACGUGUUUAUCAUAAAGACUUGAAGCCUUUAAGAGUCAGUACCCUUCAUUUAUUCAAAGAAUGGCAAAUGCUAUCGUGUGUUUUUGAAUACACGUGCGAGAAGAAAAAUAGUAACAACGAGACUUUGUUUCUACUGUUGGUGUUUUCCUUUAAGAAAUGGGGCGUACAUCAGGACUUCUGCUGUAGUGAGCAUUCUGGCGCCAAACGGAUGCCCAACAUUAGUGGUGGAUGAGUAAUUUCUGUUCCAUUGGAUGCAAGUCACUGAGGUCAUAGGAUGAAACAUCUUGGCCUUUUUGAGCAUUCUAGCUACAGUACAUUUACAUUACAGUUUAGUCAUUUGGCAGACGCUUCUAAUCCAAAGCGACAGUAAAUCCAAACCGUUUAUUUCAGAGUCAUGCUCAUAAAGAAAUGCAAGUGAAAAACAGUUUCAGAAAAGCUCUUUUGUUGCCCUAGAUAAGUGACAGCGUAGUACCAAUCUGUUCAUUCCCCAGCUUAUGGCCACCCGCUGUCUCAGGACAGUACCAUAGUAAUCAGGAAAAUAACCUAUAUUUGCUAUGAAAUAAUCUGUCACUAUGCAGUACAUGCAAGAUGAUUGUUUAAUAUCAAUAAACUAAAGAUAUUUAUACAUAA